UAUGCUAUUUUGACUCCUGUCCGUAAGUGCAGCGCUCAUCCACGGCCUUUCCCUGGAGCUUUCGCGGCUGAGCGGUUACGAGGAGAUGAAGUGCACCGUGCGAGAUGUGUUCCCGCCGCCCCGGGUCACCUGGGCCACGGAGCCGCCCACUUUCGAGGACCUGCGGCCAAUCACCCGCAUGCUGGCUGACAAGCGUGGUCUGUACACGGCCGACAGCAGACUGAAGGUUCUAAAAGGCCAGCCGGACCUUAUCUACAUUUGCAAAGUCACCACCUCCUACGGGGGGCCCACGUGGACGUCGUCAUUGCGGGAGAGGACAAUAACAGGAAAUGAGGGUCGGGAUUUGACCAUCCCGUGUUUCGCCCCGCCGUACCUGAACAGCCCCAUCCUCCACUGGAGCUUCUCCAAGGGCGAGGACCCGGCGCACAUCCUGACCUAUGACAGCCGCUCGGGGCACAGCACCGCGGCGCCCGCCUGGGAGCACCACGUAGAACUGGACGGCUUCAGGGUCCCGUUCGGAGACGGCUCGCUGCGGCUGAUGGACCCCGAGCACACCCGACACCAGGGAACAUACAGCUGCAUCUUCUCCAUGCCGUACAACACGCACACGGAGCGCUCCGACGUCGCCAUCAACUUCCCCACUGGUGAGCAGAAGGUUACAUCAACAUCAUGUUUGCAGUCUGCUUGA
Hippocampus comes (tiger tail seahorse) is the source of this 688-nucleotide messenger RNA. RefSeq lists its product as uncharacterized. NCBI's taxonomy places the organism in Eukaryota, Metazoa, Chordata, Actinopteri, Syngnathiformes, Syngnathidae. Bases 86 to 688 code for a protein of 200 amino acids. The record is from RefSeq and is a predicted model, not a curated record. The transcript has 2 exons.